Wallemia mellicola CBS 633.66 is the source of this 2029-nucleotide messenger RNA. Its product is annotated as cyclophilin-like protein. Gene Ontology annotation, biological process: protein folding; protein peptidyl-prolyl isomerization. The transcript is spliced from 8 exons. Gene Ontology annotation, cellular component: catalytic step 2 spliceosome. Gene Ontology annotation, molecular function: peptidyl-prolyl cis-trans isomerase activity. The record is from RefSeq and is a predicted model, not a curated record. NCBI's taxonomy places the organism in Eukaryota, Fungi, Basidiomycota, Wallemiomycetes, Wallemiales, Wallemiaceae. Bases 81 to 1484 code for a protein of 467 amino acids.
GUCAUUAGUAAUAUUUUAUAUUUCUGUUAUCUUAUCUUAUCGUAUGGUCUUGCAGAAACACCUCUUUCGUCAUUACACCGAUGAGUAGCAUAUACAACCUAGAACCAUACACAAACGGGAAGGUCGUAUUGCAGACAACGGUUGGCGAUAUAGAGCUUGAAUUAUGGGGAAAGGAAUGUCCAAAAGCUGUUAGAAACUUCAUAGCGCUCUCAUUAGAGGGUUAUUACGAUGGCUGUAUAUUUCAUAGAGUUGUGCCAGAUUUCAUAGUACAAACUGGUGAUCCAACAGGGACAGGAAGGGGCGGUGAAUCAUUCUACGGUGAACCCUUCGAAACAGAACCACACCAGCGGUUACGCUUUAAUAGGAGAGGUCUAGUCGGUAUGGCACACAGCGUAGACCCAGACACCGCCGAACGCGAUAAUAGAGGUCGUAUAUUACGUACCAAUACAUCCCAAUUCUUCAUUACAAUGUCAGACGCCAUGGAAUUGACGGGUACAAAUACACUUUUUGGACGUAUAGUCGGUGAUACGAUAUUUAACGCACUGAAAAUUCAAUCAUAUGAGACGGAUGCUGAUGAGAAGCCACUUUAUCCGCCUAAAAUUAAGACAGUGAAGAUUGUUAUCAACCCAUUCGAAGAUAUCGUACCGAGGAUCACACGUGCUGAGCGUAAAGCACAGGCACAGGCUAAGGCAGACAGACAGCGAGAGAGGGAGGAAGAACUUGCGAAAUUCAACAAGAAAAAACUCAAAAAGAAGACAGCAUUGUUGAGUUUUGGUGAUGAGGCUACAGAAGAGGAAGCCCAACCGGAAGUCGGACAGCGGAGGAAUGUGAAGUCGUCGCAUGAUUUACUUGAUGACAAGACACUUUCCAAGGAUCGUAUUGUGAAGAAUGACAAACAAGUUGUACCGCAAAAUAAUAUUACCGAAUUACGGGCCGAGCCACAACCAGAACCACCUAAAGAACAAGUCACCAAACCCAAAGUGGAUCUUGCAGCUAUACGGAAAGAACACUCAACAGGUACGAGCGCAGAUGUAAAGGAAUCGAUUAGACAAACAGAGGAGGCCAUAGAGGCGAUGAAAAGUGGUAAAAAGCCUUCAGAAAAGAUGGAAAAGAAGGGGGAUGAUGACUACAGUGCGAUGUUGGAGGGAUAUAAGAAAGGCAAGCCAAAACGUGGUGCUGCGUUCGAUAGGCUCAAGGCUUUCAAAGAAGGUCUCAGGAGUACUGCUAAGGUAGUUGAAAAUAGUGAAGAGACACCAGCAGAUGAUGAGUAUGAUUAUGAUAAGGAUACCGAAAAUGAUAGCGACUGGAUGAACCACCAAUUACACUCCUCAGCAAAGGACAGACUUGAAGAGGAUCAAAGUCGACGGGCAGAAGUCGACUAUGACGUUAUAGACCCUCGUCAAUUUAAACGAGCACGUAAACACGCCAAUCCAAACAGCGAUGUGCGACAGAGAAGCGGUGGAGGCGCCUACGCGCGUAUUUAAAUGUAAUUUUGCGUGCAUAGCCGUACAUUUUUAUAUUUUUCGACCUCUAGACAUCUAAGUUCGACUUCUUGGAAAACUUCAACACGCUUAUGUUCGACAAAGCCCAUUUUAGUGAACAACUUAAGGGAAGGUUUGUUGUUAUAACUAAUUUUUACAGAUAAAAUGCGCUUCUGAGUGUUAUCGACAUGUUGAGUGUAAUAUCCGAGCAAUAGAGUUAGCGCUUCAGUUGCGAAACCGCGCCAGCGAUGUGUUGGUUCAGCUAUCAUGAUCUCACAUUCUGCAAUAUCAAUAUCGUCAUCCUCGUUGAGGAAUAUGUUGACAUCGCCAAUUGGCUGACCGUGUUCCUCGCGUUCUUCGCCAUCCAGAAGUCUAUAAUCUUUUAUCGCGCUAUCAACAAGAAUGAAAGUGAGUUUGUCAGCGUCUUUGUGCCAACUUUUUUGCAUCGCGUAUUCUUCUUCAAGGGAGAGUGCUUCGCUAGCUGUUAAUUCGAGUAUAUCAGCGUUCGACAUCCAUUUGUGGUAUCUUUCUACAUGUUUCUCUCUAUA